This is a messenger RNA of Schizophyllum commune H4-8, 1058 nucleotides long. RefSeq lists its product as uncharacterized. The record is from RefSeq and is a predicted model, not a curated record. The transcript has 3 exons. Lineage: Eukaryota; Fungi; Basidiomycota; Agaricomycetes; Agaricales; Schizophyllaceae. Bases 326 to 871 code for a protein of 181 amino acids.
CCCGAGGAUGCGGAGGAGUAGACGCGAUCCAGGGACAAGCCUGCCUGGUGCAGCUCGGCACACGAGAGAGCAGCAGUGCGUCUGAGGCGCUCCUCACGAUUCCCAUCCCGCUGACGGGGUCUACACUACAGUAGCCAGCAUGUAUAGACAAAAUGGCGCGCCUAUGUGACGUGACCAGUGAACACGAACAAUGAGCAGGCCCAGUCGGCGAUUGCCGGAACACCUUGUCCAGAACAAUGGAGGCGACAUAGCGCCUCGCGUGACUCCUGCGGGCCUGACUGCCCUAUCGUCCGCACCUUGAGGGCGUCACUCACGACAAACCAUCAUGAGCAUCCCCUUGAGCAAGAUUUUCUCGACGUUCUCGCUCGCCGUCAUGCAAUACGAACGCGCCGACUUCGGCAUCGGGAAUGAGGAGGAGCUGCACUGGGCGAUCGUCGCCGUCCACACCAACGACAACGAAGUCAAAGGCUAUGCAUCUUGGCAGGCCAUCGACCGCCACUAUAGCGACGGACGUCCCAACCCGGUCGUAUGGGAGCUACACUAUUCGCCGGACGUGCGCCUCAAUCAGGAUGCCAAGUGUCUGGGUGGCGUGUAUAUCGGCCAGUUGAAGGGCCAGGACGUGAAGAAGCUGAACAAGCUCAUCCACGCCACUGCUCAACCCAGGCCCAAAUUCGAUGGAUGGAACUGCAGGGAUUGGGUCCUGGAGGUCGUCAAGGACAUCCUUGUUCCCAAUGGUUGGGCGGACGCUGCCAUUGUAACGCAGCAGUCGCUGCUUCCGUCGCUCAAGGUCGCGGCGCCCGCGACAGUGACAGCGCGCGAGGAGAACAUGCUGGCAGCGCCGCGCGUGGCACCAUUCCAAGUUCCGGCUUAAGCUCUGAAGUGGCUUAUGGGCGAAUCAUCGAAUUGUGCUAUGCGUCACUGCGAUUCAUUUAACGGUUCUGGUUCUGAAAGCGUAGCUAGGGAGUGUGUGUAGAAUGUGGAUCGAGCCUUGGCAAGUCGCAAGGAAGGUGCCCACAAGCGCGCUCGCGGGGUUUGAACUCGGACAAAUUCAAACUGGC